This is a messenger RNA of Mytilus trossulus (common blue mussel), 1656 nucleotides long. RefSeq lists its product as uncharacterized. The transcript has a single exon. NCBI's taxonomy places the organism in Eukaryota, Metazoa, Mollusca, Bivalvia, Mytilida, Mytilidae. The record is from RefSeq and is a predicted model, not a curated record. Gene Ontology annotation, molecular function: zinc ion binding. The coding region runs from base 1 to 1656 and encodes 551 amino acids.
AUGGAAGAUAACGAGUUAUGUGCCGGGUGUCUCCGAGAUAAUGAAAAAGAGAUUGCUGUCAUGUGGUGUAACGAUUGUGAGGAACCCGUGUGUCGACCUUGUGGUAAAGUUCAUAGGAGAUUUGCUGUACCUCAUGACGUCAUUGAAAUUAAAGAUAUAUCCAACGUUAGCAAAACCAUGUCCAAAAUAUGUAAAGAACAUGCCGGACAGAAGUUGCUCCUUUUUUGUGUUAAUCAUGAUAAAAUAUUGUGUCCUGCUUGUUUAUCUGAAUCACAAAAGGAGUGUGAUAUAAACCAUAUAGAGAAAGCUGCCAAUGGAAUCAAGGAUAGCUCAGCAAUAUAUGAUCUCAAAGAACGAAUACAGAACCAGAAAGAUGUUAUAGAAUUAGUGAAAGGGGAAUAUAUUGAGCUGUCCAGCAAGAUAGGUCAGGAUAACAAACAGCAACAUAAACGACUUAUACAACUACGUUCAACCAUUGACGACCAUUUGAAUCGACUAGAGAAAAAUAUAGAUACUCAUUAUAACCUAGGCGUUGAAAAAAUAGCAAGCAACACAGAACAAUUGGCGUCUCUAGCAAAAACAACGGAAGCCAACCUGCAAGAUAUCGAAAAGGCAGAAAUAGAAGAGAGCGAAGUCAACUUAUUCCAUCUCGUGAAACAUCUCGAUACCAGUCUAUUGUCAAAUGAGGAAAAUCUUCAGUGUUUGGAGAAUGAAAUCAGUUGUGUGUCAGUUCAGUUUAUUCCUGAAAAUUUUACCGAGAAUAUUGAAACAAUGUUUAGUAACUUUGGUCAAGCCACUGAUAUGUUAUUGUCAAAAAGUCAGCAAUUUGGGGUUAAUUUCCAGCAGUCACAGCUUCGUGUAACUCCAGAGGAAGAGCAAUAUCUUAAUCAAACACGAACGUUUUACCCGGACAAAAUGUCUAAAUUUUACGCCUGCUGCUUUAUCGAAGAUAAAAAAAUUGUUGUUAUCGAAGAGCAAUUAGAGCAAUCUUCGAAAAUACACCCAUACAUGUACUUGCGAGUGAUUAAUCUUAAGGAUGGCAAGACUCGCGCUUUCGAACUUAAAAACAAUGAUUCCUUAAGUAAAGAUACUAUUUGCACGUUCGACCGGAACACCGUUUUGCUGAUUGAACGAACGUCUAUUUGUGUUGUUGACCUUGAAUUAGAGAAUGUUUAUCGUACAAUAGAAAUACAAGGCCGGAUAUUAAGUUGUACAAGGAUAACUUGCAUCGAAAGCAAGAUUUUAGUGUUAUAUAAUUCGAAAAGGCUUUCAUGGAUAAACUAUAAUGGGAAAAGUUCGAAGGAGGUCACAUUUGAAGAUGAUGUUUAUGAUCUAGAUAUAAAUGAUGAAAAAAUAUACUGCACGUUCAAGAACUUACACGAAAUCAAAUACACAACUUUCACGCAUAAUACUCAAACAUGCUACACUAGCUUAGACAUGCGAAAAAGCUGUAGAAUUGCAGCUGGAGAUAAUGUGAUAUUCCUCAUGGAGAAGGAACGAAACACCAUCUUUACAAUAGAUCUCACGACCAAACAACGGUCUACGUUCCAUAAGGAUGAGAUCACUAACCCAACACAUAUCAAUUUCAAUGAUAAGACUAAAGAACUAGCAGUGACAUUUGAUGAAGGGAACAGUUUGAAAAUAUUUAGUGUAUAG